This is a messenger RNA of Episyrphus balteatus (marmalade hoverfly), 3013 nucleotides long. It is a transcript of the gene Pkd2, whose product is annotated as polycystic kidney disease 2-like 1 protein. Gene Ontology annotation, biological process: detection of mechanical stimulus. Gene Ontology annotation, cellular component: membrane. The transcript has 13 exons. The record is from RefSeq and is a predicted model, not a curated record. Gene Ontology annotation, molecular function: calcium channel activity; calcium ion binding. NCBI's taxonomy places the organism in Eukaryota, Metazoa, Arthropoda, Insecta, Diptera, Syrphidae. Bases 14 to 3004 code for a protein of 996 amino acids.
UUUCAAAUUAAACAUGGAAAAUAGAAAUACUAAUUUUCUUAAAUAUUUUUGGAUUCAAGUCCAAACUUAUUCCUGUCGGGAAAUUCAAUCAACCAGAAAAGAAUCAACUAUUUUUUUUGACUUGUUGGAAGUAUUCAUUUUCAUUCUAUUUUUAAUUGCAACAACAAUUGUAUCAUUGUCUACCCGCAAUAUCAAUAUGUUUCAUUAUGAAAAAGCAUUAGAAAAACAGUUUAUUGUACGUUCGAUUUUUAAUGAAUAUGGAUUUGAGAUGACGUAUAAUGAUCUGAUAACUGUUGCUGAUUGGUGGUCAUUUAUUGAAACAACAUUCAUUGAAAGUAUUUCGGAGUUUGAUAAUCACAAUGAUAAUAAUAAAAGUGCUGAAAUAUUGCCAAACAACGUUAUUCUUGGUGUUCCAAGACUUCGACAGAUAAGAGUUCGAAAUGAAACUUGUGCUAUACAUGGAGCUUUUCGAAAUCAGUUUAAAACAUGUUAUGGAGAGUUUUCGAAAAUAAAUGAAGAAACAAAUGAAUUUUUAAACAAUACUCAUACAACUGCAGAUUAUAACAACAACCAACCAGUAUGGGGAAAAAUAUCGACUUAUAGUGAAGCUGGUUAUAUUGAAGAAUUAUCCCUGAUACGUGAAGAAACUGAAGCCACUUUGGAACAGUUGAAAUCUUCAAGCUGGAUUGAUAGGGGCACUCGAAUGGUUUUAUUAGAGUUUGUUUCUUAUAAUGCAAAUGUAAAUUUGUUGUGCAAAAUAAAAAUGAUGGUUGAAUUUAUUCCGUCAGGUGGUAUUUUGACAUCAAGUUCUAUUCAACCGUUAAAAUACUCUAUUUUGUGUGAAGGAUUGGUCGAAUGCUUUUGCGUAUUAUUGUUUUAUGUGAUAGUAUUAUUUUAUACUUUGGAGAUAGUAUUGAAAGUUACAAUAAUGGGAGUUCUUAGUAUUACACAUUCUAUUUGGAGUGUUUUGGAUAUUUUUGUUGUUGCGCUUGCAUAUUUUUCACUGUUCUACUUUGUUUGGCAUACAAAAUAUUUGAAAAAUGUUUUAAAUGCCGAAGAACCUAAGGCAGAAGACGUUUUUAAAUUGGACAUUAUUUUUUAUUGGAAUAUGUAUUUCAACACCGCAAUGGGAAUCAGCGUAUUUGCUGUGUGGAUCAAAACAUUUAAUUACCUUCAAAUGAAUGAAAUAUUUUUACAAUUCAGUUCAACUAUUAAACAGUGUUCAACAAGUUUAUUUGGAUUUUCUAUUAUGUUUGGAAUUGUUUUUGUUGCCUAUGCUGAUUUAUCGGUUCUCUUAUUUGGAACAACUCAUGCUGAUUUUCGGGACUUUUCAAGUGCAAUGUUAACGAUGAUGCGAAUGGUUCUAGGUGAUCUAUAUUACUCGGAAAUGGAAGAAGCUAGUCCAAUUUUAGGACCGAUAUACUUCUUGUCAUAUAUUUUAUUUGUGUUUUUUAUACUUUUGAAUAUGUUUUUAGCUAUAAUCAAUGACACCUUUUCUGCAGUCAAGAGUGAAAAAACAAUAAUUGAAAAUAAAACAUUUAAAGAUUUAAAAGAAAAAUUGCUUAUGAUAAAGAACAGAAUUUUAUCAUCAAAAACUGAAAUGAAAAACUCCAAUAAACGGUCAUUUACACCUGAAACAGAUGAUACAGGAGCACAUAGAGAGAAAAUGAUUUUAAAAUCCAAAGAACACUUAUCUCAGAGUCAAGCAUACACUUAUAGCAUUUCAGGAUCUAUAACGAACUACCAUGGAGCUGGUUUUAUUGAAAUGCUUGACUUUGACAAGGAAAAUAAUGAAAAUGUUAUAGCUGAACUAAAGGAUGCAUUAUGGGUGGACACAGCUACACGAAUUAUUCUAAUAGAAUUUAUACUGUUCAAUUCAAAUGUUAAUCUAUUUUGUAAUGCAAAGUUCUUAGCAGAAAUUCCUCCGACGGGUGGAAUUAUUACAUCCAGUCAGCUUCAAGCCUUAAAAUAUUCUCCUUUAUGGCAUGAGGGAGGAUAUUUAAAUAUUUUUUGCUCGGCAGUAUUAUUCGGAUUGAUACUUUACUACACAUUGGAAAUGGUUAGAAAUGUUGUUUCAAAGGGUUUUAUGAAUAUUUUUGGAUCGAUUUUUAAUUUGUUAGAUAGUUUGGUAUUACUGAUCGGUUAUUCUGCAGUUGUUUAUAUAACAUGGCACACAUUUUAUUUAAAAUCGAUUUUAAAGAAAUAUGAACAAGAUUACGAACAAUUUCUUAGUUUAGAUAUAAUAUUCUAUUGGAAUGGGCUAUUUAUUGACCAAAUGGGAAUCUUUAUUUUUAUUGUUUGGAUUCAAAUUUUCAAAUACACUAAAUUCAAUAAAACUAUGAUGCAAUUUAUUACAACUCUUCAAAGGUGUGCAAAGGAUCUAAUAGGAUUUAGUAUUAUGUUUUCUAUUGUUUUUAUUGCAUUUGCUCUACUUGCUGUUUUAAUAUUUGGAUCAACUCAUUCGGAUUUUUGCAAUUUUUCAAAAGCAAUCUUAACACUUAUGCGAACAGUGUUGGGUGAUUUUGAUUUUGAUAAAUUGGAAGCAGCCAAUCGUUUUCUUGGACCAAUAUUUUUUAUUUCAUUUAUUAUAUUUGUAUUUUUUAUAUUAAUGAAUAUGUUUUUGGCAAUUAUAAAUGAUACUUAUUCAGAUGUUAAAUCAGAAAUAAUUGAAGAGAGAGAAAAUCAAUUACAAGAUUAUAUUAAGUCAUUGCUUGAAAGAUUAAAAAGACUGAUUAUUAAAAAUUCAAACGAUAAAACAAGUAAAAAAAGUGAUGAUCAAGACUCUCAAGUGUCUAGAAUUUCCAGUGAGCCGUCUGUGGAGGAGAAAGAUAACAAUUAUGACACAAUUAUUGAUAAAUAUUUUGAAACUAUUUCAAGUGAGAGAGAAGAUAUUGAUGAAGAUUUGUUAACAGAACGUGUUAGUCUUUUAGAAACGAAAUUGGAAAAAGUUAUUGGAAAUCUUGAUGACAUUUUAAAUAAAUAUGAAGAAAAAUCAAAAAAAUAAAAAAAUUAA